AUGGCUGCCCAGUGGGGUCAGCUAAGGCAACCGACGGCCACAAUCUUGGAGCCCGGAAAGGCUCUCGAAGCAGGGUCAGUUGAAGCGGCGUGCACCGGCACUGGUGCCACCGCCGCAGCCGACGAUGUCUCUGCCGGAGACAUCGACCCCAGCGACCCCAGCAGUCCCGUUGUCGCAACCGGAGCAGAGACCGUCCCCGACAUCGUAGGAGCAGGCAUUGGCCCUCGAGGAGGCCUUUGCGGCGGCCCAGACACCGCCAGAGCCAGAGCAAGGCGACGAGGCUUGACAAGGGGGUCCGCCAAUGGCACAGAACCCACCUUCUCCUCCACCGCCACCACAGACGCCUGGGCCCCAGGGAGUGGGAGUGGGACGGAUAUAGAGAGUGAGAGUGGAUGUGAAACUGACAUGAGGAUUUAG
Molecule: messenger RNA, 417 nt
Organism: Fonsecaea nubica
Lineage: Eukaryota; Fungi; Ascomycota; Eurotiomycetes; Chaetothyriales; Herpotrichiellaceae
Exons: 1
Coding region: 1-417 (138 amino acids)
Source: RefSeq, a predicted model, not a curated record